Molecule: messenger RNA, 1044 nt
Organism: Medioppia subpectinata
Lineage: Eukaryota; Metazoa; Arthropoda; Arachnida; Sarcoptiformes; Oppiidae
Source: the annotation of a GenBank genome assembly
AUUAUUACUGUAUUGUAUUAAUUGGUAGAGAAUUAGUAUAAAUAUAUAAGUUAUUCGUUGAAUGCAAAACUCAAUUGUAUGCGAAAAAUAUUAAAUAAGUAAAGUUUUAAUAAUUUAAAAUCAAACACAAUGUCUGUAAGAAAGAUACCAUCGUUUAUAAUACGUGAGAUCCGAUUGUCUGAUUGCCAUGAAGUGCGAGAGAUAUGGAAAUCAUCGAAGUCUAAUGUCAUUAAAUGCGGUCCCGAAGCCAUGUUCACAACUGAUCCAAAGGGCGUAUUUGUUGUCGAAAACACCGAUUCUGGAAAAGUGUUUGGAUACGUGAGUGCUGUGAAGCUAUCGCCUGAAUUGGCGUUUAUCGGCGGCUAUGCUGUUAGAGCCGAAUACCAGCGCUUAGGUAUUGGUAAAACCCUAUGGGAUAAAGCGAUGGCAUAUAUGGGCGACACGAAUGUCGGUCUCUUUGCGGCCAAUUUGAAAAUGUUUGCCAUAUAUAGAGAUCUUUACAAUUUUCAACAAAUACCCGACAGAAUGGCUCAACAUAUGAGAGGACCACUCAAUAUCAGCCGAGAUAUUAUCAAUUCAAUUGAUGGCAUCUCUUUAGAGGCCAUCAACGAGAAUAACAUUAGAGAUGUGAUUGAAUACGACAAACAAGUUUGCGAUGGUUUAGACAGAAGUAAUUAUCUCUCAGCUCUCUAUAAGAUCCCCGAAAAUAUCCAUUUAGUGGCCAUUAAUGAUAGGAAAGAAGUGGUCGGCUAUUGUUUUGUUAUUGACACGUGUAAUGGUAUUACGGGUAUUGCGCCCCUCUAUGCAGACAACCAACACAUCGCUGAGUUGUUGGCCAACAAAUGCUGUCAACGUUUACCACCAAAUAAGACAAAUGAUAUAUUGUUGAAGUGUUGGGAUUCAGAUCAAAGGGCUAUUCAAAUGGCAAAGAAAUUGGGUCUAAAGGAGGGCCACAAACAGAUGACUGCAUUCACUAAAAAGGUUAUUGACGGAAAUUUGGAUAAAAUCUAUUGUAUCGCCAGUUCUGCAUAUUUUCCCUUUUAA